AAGUUUAGUGCCCGAGGCCGGCCUGUAGCCAGUUGAGGCUGGAUUCCCCCCGCAGCUCUGUCAGUGGACGUGUUCAGGCCUCGAUAUGUAAAAAACAAACAAACAAACAAACAAACAAACAGCCCCGGUUCGCGGCUGCGGGAUUGAUAAGCAGCUGCCAAAAUGACCACUAUCGUCCAUGACACGUCGGAAGCAGUGCAGCUGUGUCCUGAAUACAACCUCUACUUGAAGCCCAUAGCCAAGAUGACCGUCAGCGUGGCCCUUCCCCAGCUAAAAAUGCCCGGCAAGUCCAUCUCGAACUGGGAGGUAAUGGAAAGGCUGAAGAGCAUGGUCCAGCCGGAGCAGUUUUCCUCGCUGCGCAUCUCCAAAAGCACCAUGGACUUCAUCCGCUUCGAGGGCGAGGUGGAGAACAAGGGCAUCGUCAAGAGUUUCCUGGCCAAGCUGGACGGCAAGAGCAUCAAGCUGAGUGGCUUCACUGACAUCCUGAAGGUCCGGGCAGCUGAGAACAAGGUGGACUUCCCGACCCGCCAUGACUGGGACUCCUUCUUCAGGGACGCCAAAGAUAUGAACGAGACAGUUCCCGGAGAACGUCCAGACACCAUCCACCUGGAGGGACUUCCAUGCAAGUGGUUCGCCAUGAAGGACAGUUCCUCGGACAGGCCUUCGGAAUCUGUCCUGAAGGCCGUUUUCGAAAGCUUCGGCAAGAUCCGCAACGUCGACAUCCCCAUGCUGGACCCCUACCGGGAGGAGAUGACCGGCAAGAACUUCAACACCUUCUCGUUUGGGGGACAUCUUAACUUUGAGGGAUACGUGCAGUAUGAGGACCACACCGGCUUUGUGAAAGCCAUGGACACUCUGAGAGGGAUGAAGCUGAUGUACAAGGGAGAUGACGGCAAAGCCGUGGCGUGCGGCGUUAAGGUGAACUUUGACACGACCAAACACCUGAGUGACUCCUCGCUGAAAAAGAGGCAGCAGGAGCGUCUGAAGCUCCAGGAGUUGGAGAGGCAGAGGGAGGAGCAGAAACGGAGGCAGAAGGAAGAGGAGGAGAGACGCAAGGAAGAAGAACGGAAGCAGCGUGAGCUGGAGGAAGAAGAGAAGGAGAAGAGGCGGGAGGAGAAGCUGAGGAGGCGUGAGCAGAAGCUGAAGGAACGGGAGGAGAAGAGGAACCAGAAGAAGGUGAAGAAGCAGCAGGAGGAAGAGCAGAAGAAGCUCCACCUGAAGAUCGCCACGGAGGAGAGGAAGCUGCUGCUCGCCCAGAGGAACCUCGAGUCCAUCCGACUGAUCGCUGAACUGCUGAGCAGAGCCAAGGCCCUAAAGCAGCAGCAGCUGGAGCAGGAGAAGGCUGAGCUCGCCCGGCAGCAGAAGGCGGAGCUUGCCCGGCUCCAGCAACUAGAAGACAGGCGGCGGCAGCAGGAGGCAGAGCUUCGGCGUGUGGAAGGGGAGAAGGCCCGGGCUUUGGAGCUCCAGAGGAAGGAGCGGGAACUGAGGGACCGACUGCUCGGAAACCUUCUGAAGAAGAGCACCAACGCUGACCGCCAAGAAGAGGAGGAUCCUGGGUUCUCCGCAGAAUCGCCAAACAACGUAGACCUGCAGGGCUGCGAGACACAAUCCCAGCUGAACGGAGUCACCCGCCGAGUGGACGGAACCAAGCCUGUUGCUGCCGCACCCUCGGUCACUGGGGUGCGCCAGGAGAACAAACCCAGGAAGCAGGAGAAGCCGAGCAGAGAUGACGAGCGGAGAGGCCAGAGGGAGCGGAGACGUAGCCGAGAGUUUUCCAGCAGCAGGCACGGACGUGGCGACCAGACUCAGAACCGCAGCAGAGGGAAGAGUCACGGGCACAGAAGUGGCCGGACCCGAAGCAGAAGUAGGAGCGGGCGGAGGCAGAGCAGGAGCGGUAGGCGGUGCAGUCACGAACGGAGCCGCAGCCACAGGAGGAGCGGAAGUCGAAGAAGCCGUGGGAGGCGGAGCCAAGGGAGUCAUGGGCGGAGCCAUCGGUAUAGUCACGGACAGAGCAGCAGUAGCAGCAGUAAGAGCAGCAGCUCGAGGAGUAGAAGUAGAAGCAAGAGUCGUUCCUCUAGCCGAGGCCGCAGACGGAGCUCCUACAGCCGCUCCGGACGGCACUGAACAGACUUGAGACUGCUUAGCAUAUCGCUAAACAGCCGACUGACGAGCGAUUGUUUCAGGAAUAGUUUCACAAAAAUGACAGUUUUCCUCUUUACUACAAGUGUAGUCAGUCAGACAAGACAUGUUUGGUGUCACAGUUUGCUCUUAGGACCGUGAAACCAUUCAAAUAAUUAAUUUAGAUUUAAUUAAUUUCUUUCACUCAAAUUUAUUAUCUUUUAAAAAGCAGUGCGUUUUGUUAUAGCUGUAUGAGUGGACAAAAUAGGCUAUAUGCAAAUAUAUUUCUUACUAAUUCAGUAACAUUAUUUUCAUCAAGCAAACGCGCAACCUGACCUGGACCAUCAUGAUUUCCAUCACAGUUUCCGGUUUUCAUCACUAACAUCCAGUGAGAGCAUCAGUGGCUGCAUGUUCCAACCUGUGAGUGUGUGUGUGUGUGUGUGUGUGUGUGUGUGUGUGUGUGCAUGCAUGCGCAGUCAACGGUUCCAGCUAUGCAGCGUCUGUAUCCUCUCGCUCUCGUUCAUACAGCCUGUGGAUUCAUGUUACAGUCGAGGCCGUGGGAGGGGAACUGGAGCGUUCCUCUUUGCUGUUGCUUUUGUUAGUUUGCUGCUCGUUGAUUUAUCCAUAGAGCAUUGUCCAGUGUAGUCUGCUGAAGGCAAAGCGCUAACAUUACUUAUAUUACUGAUAUAUUACUGAUAUUGCUGCAUUAGUGGUGUGUUUUGCUUGUAAAUGAUACUUCAUAUUUAACAUGAUGAGCGAACAAUAUUCACAGCAAGGCAUUUGCUGGAAAUCAUUUUGAAGCUCGCCAUUUAAAAGCAGCAUCUGAACGAGAGGGCUACACUCGCAGAGCGACAGUGCACUGCCGCUGGGCUGCAGGUUGGAAUUACAGAUGGUUUGAAGGGUCAAACUAGGAAAAAUGCAUUAUUGCGUUUACGCCACGCCGUUUGCUUCUUUUAGUCUUGGCACUGGGGAUGUGAUGCUAAUGUAGCUAACAGUUAAUUUAGUUAUAAAACCGAACAGUUAGCAUGGUGCUAAACUCGGUUCUGUUGUUUACUAAUCUCUAAAAGACUUGAACAUGUAGUUUCUGAUGCCGAAUGACUUUGAUCUACAGACGUGGACUGAAGAAUGGCUUUGUUAGCUACAUUAGCCUUACAGCCACAGCGCAAAACUAUAGAAGCAAACUUCAGACACCAAGCAUGUCAUGUCUGAUCUACUAUGUUUGGCUUAAGGGGAAAAACUGUGUGAAUUCGAUUUUUCGCUGGGUGUUUCCGUCGCCAUGAGCAUGCACAACAGCAAAUGAUUGGCUAGUGUAUUCUAAUGCUGCUGAAAACGGUGGACGAACACCUGUCCAGAAGUCCUGUGAUGAAGUCAGGGCAGGAUCCAUCGUCCUUAGGUGCUCUUUCUUCAGUGAAACGUAUUAAAUGGGAAUUCCAUCUCGGUUUUCCCAAAUUUUCUGCAUAAUUCAGUGUUCGAGGUGUAAACAGAGAGAUCCAGAGGGUUUGGUGCGAAACGGUCCAGACGUCUUUACAGUGGUGCUGAUGGG
This is a messenger RNA of Pygocentrus nattereri (red-bellied piranha), 3661 nucleotides long. RefSeq names its product A kinase (PRKA) anchor protein 17A (gene akap17a). Gene Ontology annotation, molecular function: nucleic acid binding. The record is from RefSeq and is a predicted model, not a curated record. Bases 163 to 2124 code for a protein of 653 amino acids. Lineage: Eukaryota; Metazoa; Chordata; Actinopteri; Characiformes; Serrasalmidae. The transcript is spliced from 5 exons.